GCUCUGUUGGGUUGAAAGCUGCUCGACAGGUCUGACGACGAAAUACUACCCGGAAAAGAGCCGUGGCGUGGUUUAGACAACCGAGCCAGAGAGAUAGGAGGUUCACUGGAUAAAAUGUUGUAAGGGAUAUUGAACGUCAAAACAUCAGUAUAUUGUCCGUUAUUCGUUUAUCAGGAUGUCGGCGUCUGCUAUAUUUAUUCUGGAUCUUAAAGGCAAGGUGUUGAUAAGUCGUAACUACAUGGGAAACAUGGACAUGAAUGAGAUCGACCAUUUCAUGCCUAUAAUGAUGAGGAUGGAGGAGGACGCAGACACGUCGCCCCUGGUGACCAGCGGCUCCUCACACUUCCUGUGGAUCAAACACAGCAACCUCUACCUGGUGGCAAUGACCAAGAAGAAUGCCAACGCUGCUCUGGUAUACUCCUUCCUCUACAAAAUAGUACAGGUGUUUAAGGAGUACUUUAAGGAGCUGGAGGAGGAGAGCAUCCGUGACAACUUUGUGAUUGUGUAUGAGCUGAUGGACGAGGUCAUGGACUUUGGCUUUCCCCAGACCACAGACAGCAAGAUCCUGCAAGAGUACAUCACCCAGCAGGGUCACAAACUGGAUGUGGGCGCCCCUCGCCCCCCCGCCACCGUCACCAAUGCAGUGUCCUGGAGGUCAGAGGGCAUCAAGUACAGGAAGAACGAGGUGUUCAUGGAUGUCAUCGAGUCCGUUAACCUGCUGGUGUGCGGCACAGGAGGUUGGUGGCAUCUUAAUUGGGGAGAACGGGCUCGUGGUAAUGACUGGAGCGGAAUUGGUGGAAUGGUAAGUGCGACCGGCAGUGUCCUGCGAAGUGAGAUCAUGGGCAGCAUCAAGCUCAAAGUGGUUCUGUCUGGAAUGCCAGAGCUCAGACUGGGCCUCAACGACAAAGUGCUCUUCGAGAUCACAGGAAGAGAGAAGAGUAAGACGGUAGAGCUGGAAGACGUCCAGUUCCAUCAGUGUGUCCGUCUGUCUCGCUUCGAGAACGAUCGAACCAUCUCCUUCAUCCCCCCGGACGGAGAGAGUGAGCUCAUGUCCUACCGCCUCAACACCACGGUGAAGCCUCUUAUAUGGAUCGAGAGUGUGAUUGAGAAGUUCUCCCACAGCCGAGUUGAGAUCAAGGUUAAGGCCAAGAGUCAGUUUAAGAGCCGCUCCACCGCCAACAACGUAGCCAUCAUGGUACCCGUGCCCAGCGACGCCGACUCGCCUAAAUUCAAGACGAGCACAGGCAGCUGCAAGUAUCUUCCUGAGAAGAGCGUGGUGCAGUGGAACAUCAAGUCCUUCCCUGGAGGCAAGGAGUACAUGAUGAGGGCUCACUUUGGGCUGCCUAGUGUGGAGAGUGAUGAGUUGGAGGGGAAGAGGCCCAUCACUGUCAACUUUGAGAUCCCCUAUUUCACUGUAUCUGGUAUCCAGGUACGCUAUCUUAAGAUCAUUGAGAAGAGCGGCUAUCAGGCGUUACCGUGGGUACGCUACAUAACACAGAGUGGAGAUUACCAACUUCGGACAAACUAAGGGCAAGCCUGCUGCCAGACGAAUGGAUCUUCACUCCCUCCCCCUCUCUCUGGCUCCCUGGGAGUGAGGGACAGCAGAGGACAAGGAAAGGGUAACAAUUUUCACCACUCUCCAAAAGGACCAGGCAGCCAUCAUGCCCCUGAUCUGCAGACAUUGAGUACCCUAAAGACUCUGUGACGAUCUCAAUUGCAUACUCCUCUCGUCCUCUCUCUGUCAUUUCCUCAAACCCCAUUGGAUGAGGAAGCCAGAGGUCCCACCCCUCUGACCAUCUCCUCCAAUGGGUUUUGAGAAGGAGACAAGGAGAGACGACACGAGGAGUAGGCAAUUGAGACCUUCCCAUAGUUUCCCCUUCAGAACUCGACUGAUGUGUCACCUAUGGCAAAAGUUUUACAGCAUCUGGAGACAUGUUUUCUCAGUUUAUAGAGUAAUGAAUGUAGGGUUUUUUCCCUAUUGGUCGUGUUGUAAAAAUUGUAUAGUUUGUUUAUUCUCAAGGCACAGUGUGUUUAAUUUACCGUAAGAAUUCAGGGUGUGAGGCAUGGUUGAAAGUCUGUGAACAUUGAAACGUGGCUUUUACACAGCACUGAUAAACUUGUAUUUGGUGGGUGUGGUUGUCAGUUGAUGUUAUCGUGGGGUCAGUUCUGUAACAGCAUUCAGUCUCAUGAAAUGAACACCGAGCUGGUCAGAUCACCGAUUACUAAGUAAUACAAAAUAAACAAUAUUGCCAUCUUUGUAUUUGCACUCAGCUUACAACUAACUAUAUGGAAAAGACUGAAGGAAUUAUUUUUCUUUUUGCUUUACUGACAAGGAAGUAGUUUAUCUACCUGGCGGGAACAGAUCACUUGAGGAAAAUACAUGAAAGAAAUAAAUAACCCUCCAGAAAUACAGGUGGACCAGUAUGAACAAGACCUUGCCUGGCUAUUGUAUGCCAAAAUGUGUUAAAAUUAAUGGUUUUAUAUAUAUAUUUUUUUUCUCCAUUAAAAACAAAAACCACCCAACUUUUCCAAAGCAGGUGUUGUUUGGUAUAGUUACUGUAGUCUGUUGGGCACCAACCCCUCAUAUCAGCCUUGGGUCUCUGCCAGAGGAAUAGAGUUGAAAGGUUCAGCCCAGACUAGACGCUACAGUCAAUUUGUUAUGUGCAUGAGUUUGCGGUGUGUAGGCCCUACUGUAUGAAAUUCCAUAUUACACUUUCCUUGUAAAAUAGUUGUUUGAGGAACAGAACAAAUAUGAUUUUCUUUCAGAUAUUCUCUCCAGUGGGGUUUUAAUGAUUUGUACAUGUGUUUUUCAAAUCUCUCAAUAUCUUAUUUAUUAACCAUAUGUAAGUCAAUAGGAGGCAAAAGGACCUAUGUAUAAAUAAAUAAAUGUCUUUGUACUUUU
Molecule: messenger RNA, 2902 nt
Organism: Oncorhynchus tshawytscha (Chinook salmon)
Lineage: Eukaryota; Metazoa; Chordata; Actinopteri; Salmoniformes; Salmonidae
Product: AP-1 complex subunit mu-1
Exons: 13
Coding region: 176-1528 (450 amino acids)
Biological process (GO): intracellular protein transport; vesicle-mediated transport
Cellular component (GO): clathrin adaptor complex; clathrin-coated vesicle
Molecular function (GO): clathrin-cargo adaptor activity
Source: RefSeq, a predicted model, not a curated record